UUUAUCUUCUCCCAUAUUUAUAUACAUCAAUCUUACAUUUCUUGUAUGUCUAUCAGUUCGAUUCUUGCAACAAAAUAGUCUUUGCACUUACCCAUGUUUUGUAUCCUGCAUCAAAACUAACUCCCUUUAACUUUACUUUAUAACCUGAUCUACAUCUUCAAUUUCUCCACUAUUUCUUUGUCAAUUUUAUGGAGAAUAGUGAUAUCAAGAAAAUCAAAUACGAAGAGGAAUUCAUAGAAAAUUCACGAGGAGUGAAGCUCUUCACAUGCAAAUGGUGGCCAGAAAACCAUGAAACAAAGGCAUUGAUCUUCUUGUGCCAUGGAUAUGCCAUGGACUGCAGCAUAUCUAUGAGAGAUUGUGCGAGUCGAUUGGCGAAGAAUGGAUACGAGGUUCAUGGCAUUGAUUGCGAAGGUCAUGGUAGAUCGUCUGGAUUACAGGGAUUAAUCCCUAACUUCGAUCAUCUUGUUGAUGAUCUCUCCCAACACUUCACCAAGAUUUCUGAGAAGAAAGAAAAUAGGGCGAAAAUGAGAAUAAUUAUGGGAGAAUCAAUGGGAGGGGCAAUGGCCAUAAAAUUACACAUGAAGAAACCGGACUAUUGGGAUGGUGCAGUUCUUGUUGCUCCUAUGUGUAAGAUUGCUGAUGAAAUGAAACCAAACCCAUUGGCCAUAUUAAGUUUGACAUAUUUGGCUCGCUUCCUUCCCACAUGGCCACUUACACCAACUCCAGAUAUAGUUGACAUUGCAUUCAGGGACCCUAAUGUAAGAAAUGAGGUUAGAUCGAAUCCAUACACGUAUAAAGGCCGACCUCGUUUGCAAACAAGCGACCAACUAUAUAACGUGAGUCUCGAUUUGGAGAAAAGACUUAAAGAGGUUUCACUUCCAUUCAUCGUUCUUCACGGACAAGAUGAUAAGGUGGUCGAUCCGUCUGUGAGCAAACUCUUGUACGAAUCGACCUGCUCCGCCGACAAGACCCUCAAGUUAUAUCCCGGCAUGUGGCAUUCUCUCUCCUACGGCGAGCUGCGGGAGAAUCUAGACAUCGUCUUCUCCGAUGUUUUCCAGUGGUUAGAAAAUAGAGUUUCCGGCUCCGGUCCUGAGUUUGAAGCUCAACAAAAGCGUGCCAAUGAUCGUAUCUCAACAACAACUCCGACGAAGACAAAACUAGUUAAAUCAUAAUUGUAAAUGUUGCUUUUUAAAUUGAUUGUACACUUGUUCUUCGUAUUGAUUUCACACUAAGAAAGUCUAUUUUUAAUCAA
Molecule: messenger RNA, 1252 nt
Organism: Salvia splendens (bonfire salvia)
Lineage: Eukaryota; Viridiplantae; Streptophyta; Magnoliopsida; Lamiales; Lamiaceae
Product: caffeoylshikimate esterase
Exons: 8
Coding region: 189-1172 (327 amino acids)
Source: RefSeq, a predicted model, not a curated record